AUGCAGAAGCAAGAGUUCUUGGAAUUGUUCGAAGCAGCAACUCGAGCGGCUAAAUCUUCAGAGGUCUCGAGAUGCAUCGACGCGAUGAAUCGUUUAAAAGAAGCUCCUAAGUCACUUGCUUGUGACGUAAUCUACACAACCUACAUUGGAAAGAGUUUUAGCGUUUUCAUCGAUCACGAAAACCCUAAAAUCCGAUCCGAGUCAAAGCUUCUUUGGGAUCUUUGGCUCAUGUAUCUCUACGCAACCGGUUCAAAACAGAGCCGAGUACUCGUUAAAGAUCAGAAUCCGGUGAAGAAGACAGGAGAUUCCAAGCGAGACAAAGUCCGUGAGAUUCUACAAACAUCCUUGUCUAAAGUCGCUAAUGAAGUUGUUAACGUGGAGAUGAAGAAACGAGUCGUUUCUUGCGAUCCUUCGAUCGUGGCUGUUUCGGUUGAAUCGGCGAUGUUUAAGAGAUUAGGUUGUUUCAUGGGACCUCAAAAAGCUAAGUAUAGAUCGAUUUUGUUCAACAUGGGAGAUAGUAACAAUCCGGAUUUGAGGAGGAAAGUGUUAAUCGGUGAGAUCAAUGGAGAAAGAUUAGUGACGAUGAAGAAAGAAGAGAUGGGAAGUGAGAAGAUUCAGAUGGAAGUCGAACAAAUCAAAGAGAAAGCAAGAUUUAAGGAAGAUAAUCGUAUCAAGAUGAUGUGUAUGCUUCAAUCAUCAUCAGAUAUGAUCAUGACUUAA
Molecule: messenger RNA, 720 nt
Organism: Arabis nemorensis
Lineage: Eukaryota; Viridiplantae; Streptophyta; Magnoliopsida; Brassicales; Brassicaceae
Source: the annotation of a GenBank genome assembly